Microplitis mediator is the source of this 1599-nucleotide messenger RNA. RefSeq names its product serine/threonine-protein phosphatase 6 regulatory ankyrin repeat subunit B-like. Gene Ontology annotation, cellular component: cytoplasm. Gene Ontology annotation, molecular function: protein binding. The transcript is spliced from 3 exons. Lineage: Eukaryota; Metazoa; Arthropoda; Insecta; Hymenoptera; Braconidae. The record is from RefSeq and is a predicted model, not a curated record. Bases 769 to 1464 code for a protein of 231 amino acids.
UCCUAUAAUUAACCGUUUUAGAAAAUUAUAAAAAUGAAUAACGUUUGGUAAAGUUUGAGGAUUAAAAAUUGGGCAUUUUAUUGGUUCAAAAAGUUGUAGCAUGUUGAAUUUUGCCUAUCAAAAACUUGGUGCAUGAGAGAUUUUUUUCAUAAAUAAAUGAAAACGAUUUAUUUUUAAUAAUAAUGAAACUCAGAUUGACUGUAUAGAUUUUCUGCCUCUGAAAUUUCAAAUACGAAUUUCAAGAACUCGAACUAUUGAAUGAUAAAAUAAAAAUUUCAAUAAACAUUACAGAAAAACAAAGUGCCAACGCGCCAAGUUAAUAGAGGGAGAAAUAAAAGACAGUUGGCAUUGACAUGACUGGUAAAAGUAAGUCGCCGACAGUUUUUACCCCUUUUCUUAGCAAACGAGUCUAAUUUCACACUGGCACUACCCAUUAACUUCCGGCAAUUUCCGGCUGCGAUUUACUCUCUGAGAGGCUUUUGUUUCCAUUGAUGUAAUGUUGAUCCCGAACAACCAACCCACUGAUCGCGGUGUAACAAAAAUUCACCAACAUUUAUAUAUUCCGACUAAACAGUCCAAACAUCAUCAUGUCCGGUUAUCAUAAGAAAUUUGAUAACUGCAAUAACGAUGGACCAGACGCCCAGCUUCGUAUUGCUGUGCAACGAAGAGAUCGUAAGUUGGCAAAAUCACUUUUGAACAAUGGUGCUCAGAUAAAUUAUCCUCACGCAAGACCUUGUGCCACAAUAAUUCAUUUAGCUGUGAUGAAUCAUGAUGUCAAUGUUGCUAGACAGCGGAGCUUAUUUAAACAAACAAAACACAUGCGGUGAAACUGCACUUCAUUUAGCUACGAUCGAUCGUGAUGUAGAAAUGGUGAAAGUGUUGCUAGACAAAUGCAUUUAUUCCGAUUAUUUAGAUAUUAAAGACAAUAACGGUAAAACUGCACUUCAUUUAGCAGCUGAAUGCGGCUCUGAGCCAAUAGUUAAAUUACUUGUCAACAAAGGAGCCAACGUAAACACCAUUGCUAGAGAUCAUUCAAGGCCCAUCGAAAAAGUUAUUUCGACUUGGAGAAAUAAUAUCUUUAAAUUACUCGUAUGUCAUGGUGCUUAUGUUGAUAUUACACUCAGUGAUGGUGAAUCACUACUCCUUAGAGCAAUUAAAAGCUGUGAACCAUCUACCGUUAAGUGUAUUCUUGAAAAAUCUUCAAUUGAUAAAAAUAUAAACAAAACCUGUCUUACAACAGCAGUACUUCAGGGAAAUGAAGAAAUUGAACAGCACUUGAUUAAGCAUGGUUUCGAAGUUGAACCUCAAUGUGUUAAUAAUUCAAAAUUUUUUCACGCUAUCGUUGCAAGAGGAUAUACCAAAUUCGUAACUGAUCUUUUGGCAAUGGGUGCAGAUGUUAAUGCACUCCGUCAAGAAACAACUAAAUAUACCCUUCUUCAUACUGCUUGUAUAAAUCGAAAAUGAGAAAUGGCUAGAUUAUUAAUACAGCAUGAUAUUAACUUAAAUGUAAAAGAUCAUAAAGAAAAAACGGCAAUUUUUUAUGCCGUAAAAAAUGGCGAUUUUAAUAUCGUAAAGUUGUUGAUAACUAACGGAGCUUGU